GGGGUGGCGGCGGCGCGGGCGGCUGGCGGCGCGGGGCGGUCCGGCGGGUUCAAAGAGGAAAACAUGGCGGAAAACAAAGGCGGCGGCGGCGGCGAGGCCGAGAGUGGCGGCGGCGGGGUCAGCGGCAGUGCGGCGGCGGCGGCCGCAGCCGGGCCCGGGACUGCGGGACCCGCGGGGCUGGAGGCGGAGCCGCCUCUCGCCGCGGUGCUAGUGGAAGAGGAGGAAGAGGAGGAAGGCGGCAGGGCCGGGCCGGAGGGCGGCGCGGCGGCCGGGCCCGAGGACGGGGGGGUGUCCGCGGCCUCCUCGGGCUCAGCCCCUGCGGCCGCUGCAGCCGCCGCGGCCUCGGCAGGUCCCGCGGGUCCGGGAGCGGCGAUCGCGGCCCCGGCCCCGGCGGCCCCUGCCGCCCCGGCAGCCCUGGCGGCGCCGGCCCCCGCGCCGGCGGGGCCGCCUCCCGGGCCCCCGGCCUCGCUGCUGGACACCUGCGCGGUGUGUCAGCAGAGCCUGCAGAGCCGCCGUGAGGCGGAGCCCAAGCUGCUGCCCUGCCUGCACUCCUUCUGCCUCCGCUGCCUGCCCGAGCCCGAGCGCCAGCUCAGCGUGCCCAUCCCGGGCGGCAGCAACGGCGACAUCCAGCAAGUUGGAGUGAUACGAUGCCCAAUAUGCCGCCAGGAAUGCAGACAGAUAGAUCUUGUUGAUAAUUACUUUGUGAAAGAUACAUCCGAGGCACCCAGCAGUUCUGAUGAAAAAUCUGAACAGGUGUGCACAAGCUGUGAAGAUAAUGCUAGUGCAGUUGGUUUUUGUGUAGAAUGUGGGGAAUGGCUUUGCAAGACUUGUAUAGAAGCACAUCAACGAGUAAAAUUCACUAAGGAUCAUCUAAUUAGGAAGAAGGAAGAUGUCUCAGAGGCUGUUGGAGCAUCUGGUCAGCGCCCUGUUUUCUGUCCUGUCCACAAACAAGAACAAUUGAAACUUUUCUGUGAAACGUGUGAUAGACUGACAUGUAGAGACUGCCAACUAUUGGAGCACAAGGAGCAUAGGUACCAGUUUUUGGAAGAAGCAUUUCAAAACCAGAAGGGUGCAAUUGAGAAUUUAUUGGCAAAGCUUCUUGAAAAGAAAAAUUAUGUUCAUUUUGCUGCGACUCAGGUGCAGAAUAGGAUAAAAGAAGUAAAUGAAACUAACAAACGAGUAGAACAGGAAAUUAAAGUGGCCAUUUUCACUCUCAUCAAUGAAAUAAAUAAGAAGGGCAAGUCUCUCUUACAACAGCUAGAGAAUGUUACCAAGGAAAGGCAGAUGAAAUUGAUACAGCAGCAGAAUGACAUCACAGGACUUUCACGGCAAGUGAAGCAUGUCAUGAACUUCACCAACUGGGCAAUCGCAAGUGGCAGCAGCACAGCAUUGCUGUACAGCAAGCGACUGAUUACUUUUCAGUUACGCCAUAUUUUGAAAGCCCGCUGUGAUCCUGUUCCAGCUGCUAAUGGAGCCAUACGUUUCCAUUGUGAUCCUACGUUCUGGGCAAAGAAUGUGGUCAAUUUGGGUAAUCUAGUUAUUGAAAGUAAACCAACCCCUGGUUAUACGCCUAAUGUUGUAGUUGGACAAGUUCCUCCAGGCACAAAUCACAUAAGUAAAACGCCCGGACAGAUUAACCUGGCUCAACUUCGCCUCCAGCAUAUGCAGCAACAGGUGUAUGCCCAGAAACACCAGCAGUUACAGCAGAUGAGGAUGCAGCAGCCACCAGCAGGAGCAGCAACUACAACAACACCACCACAGCAACAUCCUAGACAAGCAGCCCCUCAAAUGCUGCAGCAGCAGCCACCACGAUUAAUCAGUGUGCAGACAAUGCAGAGAGGAAACAUGAACUGUGGGGCUUUCCAAGCUCAUCAGAUGAGGAUGGCUCAGAAUGCUGCUCGAAUACCAGGGAUACCCCGGCAUAGUGGGCCUCAGUAUUCCAUGAUGCAACCUCACCUCCAAAGACAACAUUCUAACCCAGGACAUGCUGGGCCUUUUCCUGUUGUAUCUGUACAUAAUACCACCAUCAACCCAACCAGUCCCACCACCGCGACCAUGGCAAAUGCAAAUCGUGGUCCUACCAGUCCUUCUGUUACAGCAAUAGAGCUUAUUCCCUCUGUAACCAAUCCAGAGAAUUUACCAUCCCUUCCAGACAUCCCACCAAUACAGUUGGAAGAUGCUGGUUCAAGUAGUUUAGAUAAUCUCCUAAGUAGAUAUAUCUCAGGCAGUCACCUACCCCCACAGCCUACAAGUACCAUGAAUCCCUCUCCAGGACCCUCUGCCCUCUCGCCGGGAUCAUCAGGCUUAUCCAAUUCCCACACACCUGUGAGGCCACCAAGUACCUCCAGCACAGGCAGUCGAGGCAGCUGUGGGUCAUCAGGCAGAACUACAGAGAAGGCAAGUCUGAGCUUCAAAUCUGACCAAGUAAAGGUCAAGCAAGAACCUGGGACUGAGGAAGAAAUAUGCAGCUACUCAGGAACUGUGAAACAAGAGAAAACAGAGGAUGGCAGGAGGAGUGCAUGCAUGUUGAGUAGUCCUGAGAGCAGCUUGACGCCACCUCUCUCAACCAACUUGCAUCUGGAGAGUGAGUUGGAUGCAUUAGGAAGCUUGGAAAAUCAUGUCAAAACAGAACCUAUGGAUAUCAGUGAAAGCUGUAAACAGUCUAGCCUCAGCAGUCUUGUCAAUGGAAAAUCUCCAAUGCGAAACCUAAUGCAUCGUUCAGCAAGGACUGGAGAAGGCAACAAUAAAGAAGAUGACCCAAAUGAAGAUUGGUGUGCUGUGUGCCAAAAUGGAGGGGAUCUUUUAUGCUGUGAAAAGUGUCCAAAGGUCUUUCACCUUACCUGUCAUGUUCCAACACUUCUCAGCUUUCCAAGUGGAGAAUGGAUUUGCACAUUUUGCAGAGAUCUUGGAAAACCUGAAGUUGAAUAUGAUUGUGACAAUUUGCAACACAGCAAGAAGGGAAAAACUGCACAGGGCUUAAACCCCAUGGACCAAAGGAAAUGUGAACGUCUACUGCUUUACCUCUAUUGCCAUGAACUGAGUAUUGAAUUCCAGGAACCAGUUCCUGUUUCGAUACCAAACUACUAUAAAAUUAUAAAGAAACCAAUGGAUUUAUCCACAGUGAAAAAGAAGCUUCAAAAGAAACAUUCCCAACACUACCAAAUCCCAGAUGACUUUGUGGCAGAUGUCCGGUUGAUCUUCAAGAACUGUGAAAGGUUUAAUGAAAUGAUGAAAGUUGUUCAAGUUUAUGCAGAAACACAAGAGAUUAAUUUGAAGGCUGAUUCAGAAGUAGCACAGGCAGGGAAAUCAGUGGCUUUGUACUUUGAAGAGAAACUCACAGAAAUCUACUCAGACAGGACCUUCCCACCUUUGCCAGAAUUUGAGCAAGAAGAGGAUGAUGGUGAGAUAACUGAGGACUCUGAUGAAGACUUUAUCCAGCCACGCCGAAAACGCCUAAAAUCAGAUGAGAGACCUGUGCAUAUAAAGUAGAGUGACAUCACGGACCUAAAGAACAUUGUAAAAACUUACUUAAGUGUUGCUGGAACGUCCCGCCUACAGUGGCCACCUCCUUGAAGAAGCUGGUAGCUUGCUUUUAGACAGUAUUAGAUUGAAAAAUGUUUGGACGGAAAACAUUCUUGUCAAAAAGAGGGGACGGCUUUACUGCAGACAUAAAAGAAAAACAAUUGAUUUGAAGUUCCCUGUUCUUCCUGAAGAGGACGGGUCUCCGUGUUCUCACACUUAGAGAUGGGCGAAUAUUGGUGAUCAUGUGUGGUUUAGAUUGGUGUAGGAUACUGGCUGUACAGGUAAAUAAUUUGAGUCAUGUUGCUUGAUAAUGUUUCUCUUAGGACUGGACCAGUACAGUUACUAAAUCAGAUUAUUCCCAAUACUGAGUUCUUGUCUAGCUAAAGUGAAAGUAGCAUCGCUCAAAUUUCCCUCUAAUGUGGACUCAACACUGAAUCAUGAUUUUCAAUCAAUUCGUUUUUCUCAUUUGAAUGUUUUUGGGCCUAACCUAUGUUAGUUCAGAAAACUAACCUGGUUCUCAUAGCUAGGUGCAGAAAAUUCAACCAUUCCUUCACUUGUUAGUUAGCCUUCCCAGUCUUCCGAAUAGUGGGUACAAGUAGGACUGGGGCCAGUAUGGUGAGCCUAAAAAAAAAAAAAGAGAGAGAAAUACGGUAAUUUUUCAGUUGUGGAUCAUGCAUAUUUAUCUUAGAGUCCUAUCCAGAAACACACUCCCACACAAUUACACUUCCCAGGUUAACUCAUUUGAUUGUAUUGUUGCCCCCAUGAAGCAGGCAGAAUGUUCGUUCCAAAAUUAAUUUAGUCUUGUGUGCAUUUAAAUUGAGUCUGAGAAGGUAACUACUGGCAGUCAUCCAGUCUUCCUUCAUAUCAGUUUUCUGAUAGACCACUAUUGGCAAACAAUAAUAUGUCAACUACCAAAUGUGUAAAAUUUCCUGUAUUUCACUUUGUCUUAUUUGUAAAUAGUAAACUGAUCUUCUGGCAGAUCGGCAACAUUUGCUGAGCCUGUUUUUUAAGCUAAUGUGUAUUCUUACUAAUGUUCCUAUCAAGAAUGGAUUUGUAAUAUAUGCUGUCUAUUUCUAACAUCACAUUCAUAUUUUGAAGUUCUAUCUUAUUUUAAUAGAGAACAGACUUCUCAAAGCUUUCUUCAGAAACAGCUUAUGAAUGAAAUGUCUAAAAGAUUAUAACAAACCCGGUGGGGUUAGAUUACUUGUCCGUCCACCAAGUGGGACAUUUGCAUGAACUGGGGACUUAGAGGCCUUUGAAGAGGGUCAGGAGUCAGAGCCUGAAACCAGCCAGGCCCCACUUGAACGGUCCUUGGAGUACACCCACCUCUGCUGCCCUGAUCACAGCAUUAUGAGGCAGGAAAAUCAACUUUACUCUGGAAUGGUUCAUUUUUCUUCUCUUCAUUAGUAAUGCUUAGAUCCAAGACAUGUGUGAUUUAGCCCUUGUACAGGCUUCUCUUUUGUUAGCAAGAACAUUUUAAAGUCCUACUUUUUUUUUUUGGACAAAUGAGACCGUUAUAUGGUGGCCAAAAUAAAAGAAUGUGCUAUUAGAUAUUUUCUCAGACAAAGCAGAUUUGUGGCAAACCUUUGCCUUUUUUUUUUUUAAUAUACAUUCAGCAUGAGUAGUUCAUACAGUAUAGAUCAUUCAUAAGAUGAAAUUAUUUGACUUAACUGUACUGUAGAAGUAAAUAUUUUUGGCUCAUUUUGAACUAACAAAAACACUCUAAAGAAAUGCUUGUACAAAAUUCCUUUGGGUUGUUUCUUUUAUUUGCCAAGGGAAGAAAAACAAAUAACCUUGAGGCCUUUCUAAAAUAUUAAAGAAAACAGAAUGGAAUCCAUAAGUGCUGGUUUGACUCACCUCCCUGUGUGAUCUUAAAUUCCAAACCUUCCUGUAAAUUGAAUUACAAAAGAAGUGUUGAAAUAUUUUAGAAUUUCACUCAAGUUUGCAGACAACAGUUUUCCUCCAAAAGUAGUAGCUACCUUUUUUACUUGAAAGAACUUUUCUCUCCCUCUGAGUCUUCCCUCCCCCCCAUUCCCUUCCACUUCCUCCCUUUAUCAGUUUGGAAUGAGUGGGGAAACACAUUUGUUGGAAGGUCUUUUAGGUCAGCAGGGCGAGGGAGGGCAGGGGUGCUUUCCUGACACGGGCUGUGCCUUUGCUUUCUCUUUCGUGAUUCUUCAUUAUUGUCCCAUCGGAAAGAGGGGAUAAGGCGAGUUUGGUUCUGAAGGUGAAUGUGGUGCUUAAAGACCAUGUCAGAAAGAAAUCCUUCAAAUCAUUUGGAAUUUGAAGUGCAGAAAAUCAUACUGCUUUUCCAGUAGCCAGCCAUUCACUGCUGAGCAAAUAAGCUGAAGGUCAAAAGUAUUCACUUUAGACUUAGUUGCAUUUUUUCCUUGCAUACUAUCCAGAGUGUAAGCUCUGAUAAGGCGACUUCCUUUGAGUAUCCCAUAUUAUAUUGUGGCAGUAGCAUUGGACCUUGUUAAUAUUAGCCAGAAAUUAACAUGCUUCCUAUUCUGUUGCAAUCGAAGACCAAUUUUGAACAUAGAAUAACAGUUGAGGUUGUUGGUGGUUAUUUUGGUUUAUUUUGGAAGUCUUAUGUCCAUGUCUUCCUUAAGAAUCUCAAUAUUUUCCUAUUGGCAUAUUUCCUCAGAGUAGAAAUUCCUUAAAAAGUCUCAUUUGUCCAAUGCUUUCGGUUCUUUCCCACGACACCUACCCUUAGCCCCCUCCCAAGACCAAACCAAACCGAGGCCAUUAAAGUAAAAACCAGCUUUGUGAUCUGUGAGAGCUGAAAUGUGUGUAGUUUGCAACACCUGGCCCAGUGUGCCAUGGCUGUGAAGGGAUGACUUUGCAUGGUGAAUACAUGUAGGGGGAGUUUCGGAGCUUUAGGCUUUAGGACAUGCUGUGCUGGGAAUAAACCUUCAAGAUACCAUCAUAUAAUGAAGGGCCUGAUACUGAGAUGUCGUGUUUGAGUGUUCUGCUUUAUGAUGUGAAAUGUCUGGAUAUAGCCAAAUGAUGUAAGGCUUCUAAUUCUAAUAUUUGCUUAAAGGAAUACUUUUUUAAACAAAAUCACAUCUCACUUUUGGUUAUAACUGGCCCUAAGGUUUUUUUUAAGUUAAUCCAAAGACGUAAAGGCAGUUUGUUCUGAAAUAGAUGUGAAAAGUGUAUAGUGUGCUAAUUGUGGACUGAUCAAUUACCUCAGCAGGUAUCCUGCCUUGUAAUUACUAGUGAUUAGUGUUAACCAGCUAAAUAGAUUCAGGUCUCCUGACUGUGCCCUGGGACUGUGGCCUACCACGUACUAUGAAGGCUGUGUUCCUAUCCCAAAAAGGGGUACAAGACCACCUGCCUCAUUCCCUUUUCUCCUGACCCCCGUCUCCCCUCCCCCCCGCUUUUUUUUUUUAUUCCCCCAUCCCAUACACACGUUUAACAAGCAGACAUGCACUAUAAGUGCAGAUAGCUUCCUUCUUGUCAGAGCUGGCAUUCAGCACCACUUGCUGUCAAACAUCCUUAACAUUGGAUCAAUGAAAUAUUUUGUGAAAUUUUUAUCCCCUCAUAAUUAGAAAAUCUACAUUUAUGCUCAUCAUAAAACAUUCUUUACUAACUAAUCUACUGAAGUUUAGGUAACAGCAGCAAUGUUUCCAAAUUACAGUACAUUAUAACAACAUUCUGGACAUAGGUUCUUCCAUGUAUUUCCCUCCCAGUUGUCUCUUCCUUGAAAAGCAAUAAAACUGCUUUAAGUCUGUUGCCUAAUAGCAUGACAUAUGAAUCCUUUCCUUUGGACAGUGAUUUUAUAGGAAAGUUUGUAUGCAUAUCACCAAGACUAGCUUUUAAAAAAUAAAAAUAUAAAUGUGCAGGAGUUACUGACAAUAUAUUGUGGCAUUUUAUUUUAAAAAUUGGGGAAAGUUACAUAUUUUUUUAAAAGUAGGUGUUUGAGUAAAUAAUGGAGGUACUUUUUUUAAGAAAUAAAUUUAUAUGCCACAGUUUACAUAGACAUAUUUCAGACGUCACAUAUACACUUGGAUAUGGCAGUUUCUUUUACUCUGUUAAAAAUGCAUGUACAGAAAUUCUUCCACCAUAGUUCCUUGUGGUUGCCGACUUGUUCCUUUAUAAUAAUGCUUUUUAUUGAAUCUGAGAAUCAAUAGUUUUCAAAAAGUACAUAACUUUAACAUAACUGUUGAACUACAAAAUGUUCAAAAAUUCAGUUUUUCCCUUUUUCUAGCAAGUGAUCUUUACAAUUGAAGACUGUUCUUUUGAAUUAGCUGAAUUUCUACAUGGUAAGGCACUAAAAGCAUUUUGUAAGUGCCAUUGCAGCAUUCCCUUUUGAGUGUGACCUAAAUUUCAAACAUAAAAAGAAAUGCAUGUCUGCUACUGGUCUGAAAAAUGUAGGCAUUUAUUAUGUUGAAAAUACAAUGAAACAUGUAUAUAAGCCUAUAAAAAGAUUUGUGCAAUUGAAAGCCUGAUAAUUUUUUUAGGUAGAUGAAAUAACUACACAUGAAAGGGUUAAAUUCACAGCAUUCUUAAUGAUGGUUUUUGCUCCCAGUAUUUACUGGUACUUUUUUUUGCACAUAGUUAACUUGACUCAUCCUUCAAUAUGAUUCUUCAAAAAAAAGUACUGUUUCUGUGGUAUUGUAUUCUCUAAAUAAUCAUAUUUAAUUUUUUAAUGAGGUUACAGUUCCUAAUUGUUCCGUUCCUGUGUUUUUUGCUGGUGUGUAAUAAAGGCAAGUUUUUUCUUUUUAUGGUUAUUUAAUACAUUAGCAGCCUGUAAAUAUUUCUUGUUUAAAAUGCUCUGGAAUGUGUUGUAGAAGUUGUAUUAGAUCAGUUAAAAGCAUUGUUUAAGAACCACUUUGUUUUGGUUAUUUCUAUUAAAUUAGAAAAUGAAAAAGUU
Dromiciops gliroides (monito del monte) is the source of this 8398-nucleotide messenger RNA. RefSeq names its product tripartite motif containing 33 (gene TRIM33). Lineage: Eukaryota; Metazoa; Chordata; Mammalia; Microbiotheria; Microbiotheriidae. Gene Ontology annotation, molecular function: zinc ion binding; protein binding. The record is from RefSeq and is a predicted model, not a curated record.